Molecule: messenger RNA, 1514 nt
Organism: Ziziphus jujuba (common jujube)
Lineage: Eukaryota; Viridiplantae; Streptophyta; Magnoliopsida; Rosales; Rhamnaceae
Exons: 4
Coding region: 487-1257 (256 amino acids)
Biological process (GO): cellular respiration; ubiquinone biosynthetic process
Molecular function (GO): ubiquinone binding
Source: RefSeq, a predicted model, not a curated record
UUAGAAUUAAAAUUAAAAAGUUAGAGCCUCAUGUCAAGUGCCGGUAGGGUGGGAAGAAUCUUGUAAACUUCCAAAUUUAUCACGUGCAUUCAUUUCCAAUAACCCGCUUAACCCAUUAACACAACCGCUUUCUUUUGCGUUUCUUUUCUCAAUUUCCUUUCUCUGCUUGCCGUAAACGAAGAGAGAAGAAAAACAAAGAAAAAGCCCUAAAUCUAAUACGAGGACGACACGCAUAUCCUUCAAUUUCGGUCGAGCGGUCAAUGCAAAUUCAUUGACUGUUGAAUCCAAAGCCACUGGUGUCGUCGCGUGAAUUUAGCCUCAGACAUUUCCGGUGCAUUCAAGCAUACCCUCCCCUUUGGUUUUUUUUUUUUUUUGGGAUUUAUUCCCAUUGCAGAAAAUUCCCGAAUCCCCGGAUAUUUUCUUGUUGUCAAUCUCGUCUUUUUGGAGCCUCUGCGAAAAAGUAUCAGAGGCCUUCGAAACUUUUCAAUGCCGCCAUUUACGUCCACCACGAAGGCGGUGUUGUCCUUGUUAUCUCGGCGGAGCGGUUUCAGAAAUCUGGUUAGGUACAGCGGCAAGGUUGAGCGUUCGAAGAAAUUGCAUCAGAGUCGGUGCUUUUUCAGUGGCAUCGCGGGCAUCGAGACCGGAUCAGUGCGUCAAUUGAUUGGCUCUGCAAAUCAGGAUGUGAGUUCUUUGUCGGGAGCUUACUUCGAUGUUAGUAAUGUUCAAAGGAGGCGGUUUCUUGGUUGCGGGGAUGGCGAAGAAGGCGGUGUUUUGUCCAAAGUUUACGAGGAAAGGCGCGUCUUGGGGUAUUCUCCAGAGCAAUUAUUUGAUGUGGUUGCUGCGGUUGAUUUAUAUCAUGGCUUUGUUCCCUGGUGUCAGCGGUCUGAUGUACUUAGACAUAAUCCCGAUGGAUCGUUUGAUGCUGAGCUAGAGAUUGGGUUUAAAUUUCUUGUUGAAAGUUAUGUCUCCCAUGUUGAAUUAGAUAGACCAAAGCGUAUGAAGACCACUGUGUCAGAUAGUACACUUUUUGAUCAUUUGAUAAACAUCUGGGAGUUCAACCCGGGACCCGUUCCAGGGACAUGCAACCUUUAUUUCUUGGUAGAUUUUAAGUUUCAGUCACCACUUUAUCGACAGGUGGCAUCCAUGUUUUUUAAGGAGGUGGUGUCUCGAUUGGUUGGUUCAUUUAGUGAUCGAUGCCGUUUGGUAUACGGACCUGCGGUCCCAGUCCUUGAAAACUCGUAUGGACAAAGAGCCUGAAUUUCGUUCACCAUUCAGUGAGAAUACAGUUACACAUACUUGCCGGGUAUUUUUGUUUGGCAUGCUGCCCGGUGCCCAUGAGACAUUUAAUUCUUGUUAAUUGUUAAAUGAUCAAUAGGAGAAAUGGAAGAUUUAGUUAUGAAUGUGUUUUACAACACCUUAGUUCUUCAUACUUUGAUUAAUUUUUAAUCAAUUUCUUUCUUUGUGUAAUCACAUUUAUUUGAAUAUUUUUAUCUGGUAAUAUAACUUCUUCUUUU